GCGCUAAUUGUAAGUUAGCACUACAAUGCAGAAGAUUGUUCCUUACAUUCUACAUUUUCGCAUGUUUUUGUGUAAAAACCGAAUGAUUUGAAUGAUAUAGUUCCUGAUUUCAUCCUGCUCCGUUCGGUCAACAUUGCAACACUAUCCCGGCGUCGGCGUUGUUUAUUUCUUCUAUGCUAUCCCGGUCCCUGCGCACGGAGCACGUGAGCUUUUUAAUGAGAAUUUCUGGAAUCUAAGCAGCUUCCUGUUGGGUUAAAAUGGCUGAAAAGACGGACUGGCGUUUCAAAAAGCAGAGUUUGACUGAAAGGCUGCGUCAUAUUUUUGAAUCUAAAAUGUAUUCGAAUGUAAAUUUCAUCGUUGGCAAAGAUUUGAAUACCAAACUUGCUGCCAACAAGUUAAUAUUAGCAGCAGGAAGUGAGUUGUUUCACAGAAUGUUUGUCGAUAACAUGGGAAUACUAACUGUCAUUGAAGUACCUGACGUGGAGGCUCCAGUCUUUGAAGCAUUCAUCCGGUUUCUGUACACCGAUGAAGCUGUUUUAAAGCAGGAAAUAGCUUUCCCCUUAUUGUACUUAUCAAAAAAAUAUGGUGUUCCAGGUUUGACUAACCGUUGUCUUGGAUUCCUUAAAAAUAGUUUGAAUCCAAGUAAUGUCUUCACUCUGUUAUUGCAAGCAGUCAAAGUAGGUUGUGAUGAGGUUCAAGAGGAUUGCUUCAAAAUUAUAGAUGACUAUACUCUAGAAUCAAUUUCAUCCGAAGACUUUCUCAAGGUUGAUGAUAAAACCUUAUUGAAAAUACUGUGCCGAGAUUCAUUGAAAAUCCGAGAGAUUGAUCUGUUUCAAGCAAUCGUCAAAUGGUCUAGAUCUGAAUGCACCCGCAGGAAUAUAUUUUCAACAGUUGAGAACCAACGCCUAGUUCUCAAGGAACCUCUUAGUCUCAUUAGAUUCCCCACAAUGACACUUGAAGAGUUUUCAUCGAAAGUUGCUGCAAGUGAACUUCUCGCAGAAAAGGAAGUUAUCAGUUUGUUCUUAUACUUCAACGGCGUCAAUAAUUCCUCAAACAAUUUUGUCUGCAAACAUCGAGCUUUUGGACCACGUCUUGCACCUACUGCUCCAAAAUCUGUCGCUUCUUCUAUGGAUGUAGAAAAGGAACUAGGGGAAAUCCCUGAUUCAGAAUUAGAAGAUGGUCCCAGUGGAAGAAUUACGGGCCAACAGGAGGAUUUUGUCGUCGAAAGAUUUCGAAAAGUCAAGAACAAGUGGGUUUAUCUUGAUUAUAAUCGAGAUUACGAUGAGAUCGGAUUUCAUGUGGAUCACGAUGUCAAACUCAACGCUGUAAGUCUGUAUGGGGCAAAAAACCCACAUUUCGCUGAAUAUCGCUCCUCAAUAGAAGUUGUUGAUCGGAACACAAAGGAGUUGCUGGGAAAAGUAAAAUAUCUAAAUUUGACGUCAUCUGAUGAAAAAUACAAGGUGUCUUUCAAGCAACCAAUAAGUUUGACUGCACUCAAGAAGUACUCAAUCCGGGUAAAAAUCGAGGGUCCACCAUCUCUGUACGGAUGUCAAGGGCAUAAAAAGGUCAAAACAGAGUUGCCAAGUGGCAGAGUUGUGUCUGUCACAUUCUCUACCAUUGACGAGCGCCGAACGAAUGUGGAAAUGGGACAGGUACCAGCCCUGUAUUUAACCCUCCAUGAGUCUUAAGCUUCUUAUAACUAGAGUAUGUUCCUAUUUUCAUAAUUUAUAAAUUUUGAUUGUUGAUCUCAGUAUUUAAUUUUUUCUCUGCUCUGCUAGAAAAUUGUGAAUGUGGCUUGAAGAAGAGAAAAUUUAAUAAGUUUUUUGAGCUUAAGUGGUUUUCCUUUACUGAAAAUUAUCAAAUUUUAGUGACAUGUUGAAUUUUGAUUGUUUGUAAUAUGUUAUGACUUCCUCUCACAACUACAUAUCUCAGUUUUUUGUUUAUUUAAUUUUACUAUUUUCUUAUUUUUGUAAUGAGAGACCUCUUGUUUUUGGUAAAGACUUUAUAUUAAUGUCAUUUUAUGUAUUCUUUGACGUAAUUUUUUAA
Molecule: messenger RNA, 2046 nt
Organism: Bemisia tabaci
Lineage: Eukaryota; Metazoa; Arthropoda; Insecta; Hemiptera; Aleyrodidae
Source: RefSeq, a predicted model, not a curated record